This is a messenger RNA of Nerophis lumbriciformis (worm pipefish), 1602 nucleotides long. The record is from RefSeq and is a predicted model, not a curated record. NCBI's taxonomy places the organism in Eukaryota, Metazoa, Chordata, Actinopteri, Syngnathiformes, Syngnathidae.
AUGAACUACCUUCGUCGGCGCCUGUCAGACAGCAGCUUUGUGGCCAACCUCCCCAACGGCUACAUGAUGGACCUGCAGAGGCCCACCCCGCCAGGUUCCUCCACCUCCUCCCCGGCCUCCCCUGCCACCGAGCGACGGCAACCCCCGAGCGUCCCGCCCCCAGCACCUGCUCAGAGUUCGGCUCCGGGUUCCGCCGGUGCCGGCAGUUUCCUCAGCUCAUUCUCCAGCGUGGUGAAGAGUGCUCAGAUGGCGCAGAAUGUCGCUGCUGCCGCACACGCCAAGUCGGCGGCGGCGUCAGCUGCCGCGACUACCGAAGGUGCCCCGACUGGAAGCGGUCAACCUCCUAAACCUGUCGUCCGCAAACCCAAGAUCUUGCUUGUUAUUGAUGAUCAACACACAGACUGGGCCAAGUACUUCCGGGGCAAGAAGCUGAACGGGGAGUACGAAAUCCGCGUGGAACAGGCAGAGUUCUCCGAGAUCAAUCUGGCCUCCUAUGUCAUUUCAGGAUGCAUGGUGGACAUGCAAGUCAACAAGGCGGGCACCAAAAUGGUCCGGUCCUUCAAACCUGACUUCGUCCUGAUUCGUCAGCACGCCUACAGCAUGGUCCCGGGAGAGGAUUUCAGGAACCUCGUCAUCGGCUUGCAUUUUGGCGGCGUGCCGAGUAUCAACUCCCUCUCCUCCAUCUACAACUUCUGCAGCAAGCCUUGGGUGUUCUCGCAAAUGAUAAAGAUCUACCACUCCCUCGGUGCAGAGAAAUUCCCUCUGAACGAACAAACCUUCUAUGCCAACCACAUGCAGAUGCUUACAAGCCCUUCCUAUCCUGUGGUGGUGAAGAUGGGCCAUGCCCACUCCGGCAUGGGAAAGAUCAAAGUGGAAAACCAACAGGACUUCCAGGACAUCACCAGCGUGGUCGCGCUGGCCGGGACUUACGCCACUACCGAGCCAUACGUGCAGUCCAAAUAUGACAUUCGCAUUCAGAAGAUCGGAAACAACUACAAGGCUUACAUGAGAACCUCCAUUUCAGGGAACUGGAAGGCGAACACAGGGUCAGCCAUGUUGGAACAGAUUGCCAUGACUGACAGAUACCGACUGUGGGUGGACUCUUGCGCCGAGAUGUUCGGCGGCCUCGACAUAUGCGCGGUGAAGGCUGUCCACGGAAAAGAUGGCAACGACUACAUCAUUGAGGUGAUGGACAGCUCCAUGCCACUCAUUGGGGAACACCUUGAGGAGGAUAAGCAGCUGAUUACAGAGCUGGUGCUGCACAAAAUGGCGCUGGUGCUGCUAGGCGUUUCUACACCACCACCUUCUUCCGUCAAGACUACACAACCAAGACGAGUGGGUCACCGCUCUGGCUCUGCUUCACCGUCCCAGUCGGCCCAAGGUUCGCCCCAGCGGGCCCGCUCGGCCACCACCUCGCCCAGCCAGUCCUUCCAGCCGGGGCCCAUCCCGGACGCUCAGAAACAAUCGCCGCAACUCAACAAAUCGCAGUCGCUGACCAACACCUUCACAGAGACUUUGCGCGGCAACGUGACCGACGACGAGGCCAAAGCGGAGACUAUCCGCAGUCUCCGGCAGUCCUUCGCCAGCCUCUUCUCUGACUGA